Molecule: messenger RNA, 1854 nt
Organism: Vicia faba (fava bean)
Lineage: Eukaryota; Viridiplantae; Streptophyta; Magnoliopsida; Fabales; Fabaceae
Source: the annotation of a GenBank genome assembly
AUGGCUACCGACAAUGGUUUGGUCUAUGAAGAUGUUCUUGGUCUUUUUCCUGUCGGAAUGCAUGUUCUUGCCGUUGAUGAUAAUCAUGUUUGUCUGAAUAUGUUGGAGACUAUGCUUCUGAAAUGCCACUAUAAAGUUACUACGACUACGGAGUCCGUGAAAGCAUUGGAAAUGUUGCGGAAAAAUAAAGAUAUGUUUGAUUUGGUUAUUUGUGACGUUAACAUGCCGGAGAUGGAUGGUUUCAAGCUUCUGAAGCAAGUUGGAGAACUUGGGAGGGAUCUACCUUUUAUCAUGUUGUCGGGGCACGGUGAUACGGAAAGCGUGAUGAAAGGUGUGAUGAACGGUGCGAGUGAUUAUAUAUUGAAACCGAUACGAAUGGAAGAGGUGAAGACGAUUUGGCAACAUGUUGUGAGAAAGAAGAUUGAUGGAAAAUAUCAGAAAAAGGUUUCUGGUGCUAAUGAGGAGAAAAAGGUUUCUGGUGACAGUAAUGAGGAGAAAAUCGGCAAUGUUGCUAGGGUUUGUAGUCCUUAUACUACAUCUCAUCAAAAUGCUGCUGUCAAUGAUCAAAUUCUAGGGCAAAAAAGAAAAGAACGAAGCGAUUCAGAAGAAGAUAAUGAUACGGACGAUUCUACUGAGAAGAAGCCUCGUUUCGUUUGGGAUACUGAGUUGCAUAAUAAAUUUGUUGUUGCAGUGAAUCAACUUGGUUUUGACAAGGCUUAUCCUAAGAAAAUCCUCGAGUUGAUGAAUGUCCAAGGGCUUACAAGAGAGAAUGUAGCUAGUCAUUUGCAGAAAUUCAGAUUGAGCCUCAAAAGAUCAGAUAAACAGCCUAGAACUGAUGCUAUAUUUGAUUCUACUAGCCCUUAUCUGCCAAUGGGUUCAGUAGGCGGAAGAAGGUUCAUAAACAGCACAUUACCAUCAUAUGGAUCCGGUCAGUUAGUUUGUCCGCUAAACACUCCACCUGCAUUGAACUUCAGAAGGACUAGUUAUGCAUCAGUGCCUCCGUUUCAGUCCAGGAACAACACUAACAGUUUCCAAAUGCCAAUGGUUUCUGCAAAUGAAUCAGUGCCUCCGUUUCAGUCACGGAACAACACUAACGGUUUCCAAAUGCCAGUGGUUUCUGCAAAUGAAUCAGUGCCUCCGUUUCAGUCACGGAACAACACUAACGGUUUCCAAAUGCCAAUGGUUUCUGCAAAUGAAAGGUCCUGUUUCUUACCGGACUUUCGAACAUCAAUAGGGACGAAUCAAUUUCAGCAAAAUGAUUAUCGAACUGGUUAUACGAAGUUAAGCUCAAUUCAGGAUCCAAAGGCUUUUACACCUUCUUCAAGCUACCAAGGCUUUAAAGUUGCAGCUAAUAAUAAUGCAAAUAGCAGUUUCGUUUCUUGCAUCCCAAGCAUUCAUCAUCCAUUAACACAUAACGUAAAUAGCAGUUCCUUUUCUUGCAUCCCAAGCAAUCAACCAUUGACACAUAAUUUAGAACCACUUACAAAAGAUUCUUUAGUUGGAAGUGCAGUUUUGAAAACACAAUCUUCUAACAACAUUUUCGAUCCGGUUGUUGCAAAAACACAAUCUCCGAACAAUACUUUGGAUUCGGUUGGAGUUGCAGAUAUGAAAAGAGGAUCACAGUCUAUGAUCAAUCCUUUGGGUUCAGUGAAAACACAGUCUUUGGAUUCUGCGGUGUCUCUAGCCAAAUCUGAUACUCAACUAAUCACCCAGAUGCCAGAAACCGAGAAAUUCUAUACAGAUCCAGAAGCUAUGAAUUCAAAUGAUGAUUGCUUCUAUAAUCAAAUGUUGUCUCUACAACCAGGAUUCUUCGAUAAUAGUUGCGUGUCGUUGAACGACAUAUAUUUAAGUUAA